Messenger RNA from Megalops cyprinoides (Indo-Pacific tarpon), 905 nucleotides. RefSeq names its product proteasome maturation protein. The coding region runs from base 83 to 511 and encodes 142 amino acids. Gene Ontology annotation, biological process: proteasome assembly. NCBI's taxonomy places the organism in Eukaryota, Metazoa, Chordata, Actinopteri, Elopiformes, Megalopidae. Gene Ontology annotation, cellular component: cytoplasm; nucleus. The transcript is spliced from 6 exons. The record is from RefSeq and is a predicted model, not a curated record.
CUCGUGAACCGGAAGUGUCGAUCCCGUAUCCUGGAGCUGGUUGUGUACAGAGCGGCCUUCAGCAGACGAUAAAUACUCAAAGAUGAACACCCGCGGUCUCCGGUCCCAGCUGAAGGACAGCGUCCCGGUGACGGGUCUGUGUCCGCAGGCCGGAGCGUACGGAGUCCCCGACACGCUUCGAAAAGGCUUUAGCAGUGUGAAGAAUGAGCUAAUCCCGAGUCACCCUCUGGAGCUGUCAGAGAAGAACUUUCAGCUGAACCAGGACAAGAUGAACUUCUCCACCCUCAGGAACAUCCAGGGCCUCCACGCACCCCUCAAGCUACAGAUGGAGUACAGGGCAGCGAAACAGAUCCAACGACUGCCUUUCCUUCAGAGUUCCAACAUCGCCCUGGACACGCUCCGAGGGGGUGACGACAGCAUCGGGUUCGAGGACAUCCUCAACGAUCCGGCACAGAGCGAGAUCAUGGGAGAGCCACACAUCAUGGUGGAGCACAAAAUGGGUCUACUCUGAGUGUGUCGGCCUGGGCUGUCUGCCUGCUCUUUCUCCGCUGUGUGUGUGCGUGCGCGCGCAAGUGUGUGUGUGCGCGCGCAGCAUCGUGCCACCACAGUCCGGGAGCGCACACCACACAUGGUUUUGUAUGGUUAGAUUUCCUGUGUUUCUAAUAAAAACCCCAUCCUUCAUGCUGUUGUCUCACAUGUGUAAGAGGCGUGUAUCUUUUUUUUCCCUUUUUAAGUUGUGCUGAGUGUCAGAUCAACCCUAUUGCAGUGUGGGCUUGUAACAGGAAAAUAAAAUAUAUGCAGCUUGUGUUCCGUACUCAUGUAUGCAGUCUGUCUGUGGAUAGAAGUCCCCAUGCUUCCAGCUGUGUAGUAGGGAGUGCUUCACCCUGUCACAGAAAUAACAACCC